AUGACAGCAACAAACAACAACAGCAACUAUAUCGUUUCUGAUGAAAAAGUUAUUGAUUCAUUAGCUGAGGAAUUAGUUGUGGCAGAAACUAAAACCCUCAACGAAAGAAUUGGUGAAAACAAGAUUGAUUUACAUAACUACCUCAAACACGAUGGAGGAAGAGGAAGGAAAACUGGUAUGGCUUUAUUAGUAAAUAAAAUUUCAAAUUUAACGAUUAUAGAUGUUGAUAUCAAUAAAUCAUACAAUGAUGAACUUAAAGAAACGGUUAGAAAAGACAUUUUAUCAAAACUUUCGGAUAAAGAUGUUAUCGUUAAAACUGCUUCAGGAGGUCUUCACAUUUAUUGCAACACUAAUUUCUUCUAUUCAGUUUCGAACAGAAUGAUUAAAUGCUAUUCUUGCAAUGAUUAUGAUAUUGACAUAAUGACUUCUAUGGAUGAUUCAAAGCGUUCUUUAGUAGUUAUGGCUGAUUCAAGAGUUCGCAAGAAUGCAACAGAACCAAUCAAUACAUACUCAUUCAUUCGUGGAAGUUAUGAUUCAACAUUAACUAGAACCGUAAACGAUAUAUUAAAUGAUUUGAAUAUUAAGGUAAGAGUUGAACAGAAGAACGAAGAAAUAAAGACUAUCAUGAAUGAAAACAAAGAUGUAAACAUUGACGAUAAACUUGCCCAGAGCAUAGUUGAUGGCAUCAGUGAUUUUGAAGUACAUAAUGACGGUGGAAACAUGAAUUUAGAAAAAGAAGUUACAUUAUUCACACUGUUUCAAGCAAUUAAUUCGUUACCUAAUCAUUUAAUUAAUGAAGCAUACGGUAACGUUUAUAACUUCUGCAAUUUAACUGAAAAUGCAAAAAGUAAUUUUGAAAAAGCACGUAGUAGAUAUGCACAUUUAAUGACUUCUCCAUUUGUUUUGGUGAAGAUUCUAAAACUAUACCAAAAAGAAUAUUAUGAUGAAUACGUUUUACCUUUAUUACGUAAGCCAAAAAUAACAUUUGAUAUAAAACUUGAUGA
Molecule: messenger RNA, 1004 nt
Organism: Trichomonas vaginalis G3
Lineage: Eukaryota; Parabasalia; Trichomonadida; Trichomonadidae
Product: Prim-pol domain family
Exons: 1
Source: RefSeq, a predicted model, not a curated record